Molecule: messenger RNA, 1032 nt
Organism: Macrosiphum euphorbiae (potato aphid)
Lineage: Eukaryota; Metazoa; Arthropoda; Insecta; Hemiptera; Aphididae
Source: the annotation of a GenBank genome assembly
AUGGAUUUAAGUGAUGAUGAAGAAUUUUAUGAUUCUGAUCAGAGUGAUGUGGGCGAACAAAGUGUACACACUAUGCUCAGUAAAACUCUUUACGAUAAAGAUAAUCAGUAUGAAGAAUAUGGAGAACACAUUGCUGGCGAAGAAGAAGCAUUAGGCAGUGUACAAGAGGAAGUACUUGGUAAAGUCACCGAUGAUACUGGUCAAGAAGAAGUUGCUCUAGGUCCAGUAUGUAGUGAGAUAGAAGAUACAAAUGAAAAAUCAAUAGAGCCAGAUUCAAAAUUUGUUAAAAAAUUAGAAGAUGCUGAAGAAGUAGUUUUAACACCAGAAGUUAUAGGCGAGUUAGAAAACAAACAUUUUUUUGAUGGUCUUGAUGAUGAUAAUUUUGAACCAGUAAAAAAAAAACAAAAACUAAGCAAUGAAGAUAGUAAUAAUGCAAAUCCUCAUAAAACUAUUGUUAUGCAUAUACCCCAAUUCAUUCGUUGUAGCAAAGGUGGUCAAUCUAUUCAAGUCCAAAACAUUGUAUGUGGUGCAAACAUGGGAUGUCCUUUGGAUUUGGUAAGAAUAGUCAUGUGGACUAGUAAUUCUGAAUAUAAUCCACAGCGAUUUAAUGGACUAAUUAUGCGUCUUCGUACACCCAAUGUCACCAGCCUAUUAUUUCCAUCGGGCAAAAUGAUCAUGCAAGGUGCUAAGGAUGACCGAACUGGAAAUUUAGGAUGUCGAAAAGUAGCAAAAAUUUUAGAACGACUUGGACACAAUGUACAAUUUUAUGACUAUACAGUUCAUAAUAUUGUAUGCACCUGGGAUGUUGGUUUCCCAAUAAUGUUAGAAGAAUUAAAUACUGCUCACUCACAGUUUACCAGCUUUGAGCCAGAAGUAUUUCCUGCGUUAAUUUAUCGGAUGGUCAAACCAAGAGCCGUGUUUUUAAUGUUUGUAAAUGGAAAAGUAGUUCUAACAGGUCUUAAAACAAAAGCAGAUAUAAAAGAAUCUGUUUUUUUAAUGCAAGAUGUAUUAAACAAUUUCAGAAAAACUUGA